Messenger RNA from Hyposmocoma kahamanoa, 2155 nucleotides. RefSeq names its product neuroblastoma-amplified sequence-like. Gene Ontology annotation, biological process: retrograde vesicle-mediated transport, Golgi to endoplasmic reticulum. Lineage: Eukaryota; Metazoa; Arthropoda; Insecta; Lepidoptera; Cosmopterigidae. Bases 2 to 2155 code for a protein of 717 amino acids. Gene Ontology annotation, molecular function: SNARE binding. The record is from RefSeq and is a predicted model, not a curated record. The transcript has 13 exons. Gene Ontology annotation, cellular component: endoplasmic reticulum membrane; Dsl1/NZR complex.
GAUGGCCAGAACCACCCUGAAAUACAAGAACGCAUCCGAAGAACAGCUCCAAAUAAUCCGACAAUGCAUCGACAAGCUCGCCGGGAUGGGCGAGGUGGACGCGUUGCGGGGUCUAGGCUUCAGUGUCAACGGUUUACUUUUCAACGCUGACGAGGACUACCGUCGCGAGGUCAUCAAUCGUGUCGCCAGGUCUCCGAGUAAAGAGCACCUGGAAGUGGCAAUUACGCUGGCGGGCAAAUACUCCAUGGAUGCGCUGGAGGUGUGGCUGCAGCACACGACGUUGCAGAACCUCACGCCUGCCUCGCUGCCGCCGAACACGCCGCCUCAACAAGCGCAUCAGCGCAUUCGCGAAGUCCUUUGGCCGCAACUACGUGGUGACGACCACAACGCGCUGAUCAGUUACUUCAGCCUCUUGAAGAGCCUGGAUGAGAAGCCUCUCCUAUUCGGUCUCACCGCCGCGGAACACAUCAAGCUACUGAAGAAAGCCAAGGCUGCUUCACCAGAACUCGACUACAAACUCCUAUUAGAACAGCCGGCGGCUGAUACUUUCUCGAACCACAUCCUCCGUAUUAUCAGGCCGGAGACAGUGGGCCUGCUCGCGAAAUUCCUGCGCAGUCUUCCCCCGACCUUCAAGAUACCAGUGCCGGUCAAUGUCAUUUACACUAUGUGGCUCACGAAGUACUUUUUCAGUGUACCGAACUUGGCAGCGACGAACAAGAAGUGGAUGCAGCAGUACCGUCAAUGCGCGUGCUAUUUCAACAAGCUCUCCAAGAACGACUUGCUCGUGUUCGUCGCCAACACCUGCUUCACUCGCGACGCCAUCGAUCGCGUACCAGCCGGAACGCGCAAUUUGAUGAUAAUGCAAGCCGUCGACUAUUGUCAGCAGGAACAAGAGAAUGACUUCAAAUUCAAUAAAAAUGCUUGCAGUGAUCCGUCCUGGGCGCAAGUAGGCCAGGAGCUAACGCGCUGGGCGCGCUUCUUGGAGAACUACUACUCGUCCACCAUACAGGGCAUCAUUGACACCAGCGGUGUUCCUCACGAUGAGAUAUGGCCUGAGAUUGAAAUGAGCCACGGCGAUCCCGACACGAUUGUCCUGUGCGCGAGUCAACUUGUGAUGCAAGGAGACAUGCGGGCGUCCGCCUUGACCACUGUGCUGCAGUGCCUCAAUGUGGACGCCCGUCCGGAACACGUCUUCCGCUGCAUUGCUGAAAACGUGUAUUCUGCCGAUGACAUCCAAAAACUGGUAACCCGUCUCACUCAAUACCACAACGACGGCGUCAAGUUCUCCGAUGAUCUGCUCGAGCGCAUCAUGCAAAAGGCCACCGAAUGUGGAUUGCCGCCGCACAAGCAAAUUAGUCUCCUAUCUCUGAGCCAAAAGACUCAAAUGCAUGAUAGCAGCGACCUAAUGAAGAUUGCUCAGUUCACUGCUGAUUUAUUAAGGGCUGAGUGGCCUGACUCUGGUUGUGCUGCUUCUCUUACGGAUGAGAAGCUGCUGAGUGAGGAGGGCCGACGCGAGACGUUCGCCGCGUUCAGCCAGGAUGCGGACACGUGGCAGCGCAAGAAGGCGCUCGUCGACGUACUGGUCUGCUGGCCACCUACCAGAGACGGAGAAACAAGGAGUCUCCAUUGCGAGUACCUGCAAUCGCUGUUGACUCCCUCCGCAGAUCACAAGGAGAACUUGGUCCUCAUCAAAUUACUGCUAAGGCGACCGCUGCUCAACCAAGAGGAGGUGCAAUAUCUAGUUGAAAACGCGCCCAAAGAAGCAGCAAUCAACGCAAUCUGGAUUGUACUACUCAGCAACGACGAACAUGACAAGGAACACAUACUCGACCUAAUAGCGCGACACAAGGAAACAAUUCAGAAACAAGAAAUCGAGGACGAUCUUGUAAAAGAACUUCUUGAUGCGAACAUGUUUUUGAGACUAGUCGCUACUCCUCUGUACACGACAGUUAUCAAUUAUAUCAUGAACAUGAAUCAAGAUUCUUCGAGUGGCGAACCAAGUUCAGAGUACACCAUACAAUGGGCAACUAACGAGCUUAUUAAAGGAAACUUUAUAGCAGAGGCUGGACAUCUCCGUUUAAUGGUCUUAGGAGUCCCGGUGCCUCUUAGGGGCUUCUCUGAGUCAGUUAUUUAUGUCAAAAAUAUGUUUAAGUAG